Hippocampus zosterae (dwarf seahorse) is the source of this 4080-nucleotide messenger RNA. RefSeq names its product 5-hydroxytryptamine receptor 4. NCBI's taxonomy places the organism in Eukaryota, Metazoa, Chordata, Actinopteri, Syngnathiformes, Syngnathidae. Gene Ontology annotation, biological process: regulation of appetite; chemical synaptic transmission; adenylate cyclase-activating adrenergic receptor signaling pathway. Gene Ontology annotation, molecular function: G protein-coupled serotonin receptor activity. Gene Ontology annotation, cellular component: plasma membrane. The transcript has 7 exons. The record is from RefSeq and is a predicted model, not a curated record. The coding region runs from base 1101 to 2414 and encodes 437 amino acids.
AUCUUCCUUUAAUUGUUUGUCAUGCUGUUUGGAAAAUAAAAUAUUCAACUAUACUCAACUGACUGAGUUUGUUGAUUUAAAAAAAGAUGAGCAGAGGUGUUGGGAUAGAUUCCGACUUCCUGUGUGGAGUUUGCAUGUUCUCUCCUUGCCUGUAUGGGUUUUCUUCGAGUACUCAAUUUUCCUCCCACAACACCAAAAGAAAGACAUGCAUGGAAGGUUACUGGGACACUCUAAAUUGUCUUUUCGUGUGAUUGUGGGCCAAUGAUUGUUUGUCUAUGUGUGCACUGUGAUUGGCUGGCAACCAGUUCAGGGUGUCCCCCGCCUACUGCCCGAAGACAUCUGGGAUAGGCUCCAGUACGCCCGCGAUCCUCGUGAUGAUAAAUAAACAGGUUUGAGGAUGGAUGGCUUGCCCAUCAAGACCAACAACAACAGCUUACUUGAAUUUAAAAACUGAUUUCUUCUGGUGUAGUUUGACCUGAUAAACACUGCUCAGUUGUGUUUGUCUAAAUCUAGAAAAUGGAAAAUGUCAAGUAAAGGGUUUCGUAAAACCUAUAUUAAAAAAGUGCAAGGUGGAUAUAGUAGCCUCAAAAUUGUAUUCCAGCAAGAGUACGGCUGCUCUUUUAUUGUCCAGUUUUUAAGCACACGGUUACUUUUUAAACAGCGUAAAUUCACAGUACACAUACACUAAUAUUAAUUAGCCUCUCAUUCUACUGUAUUUUAACGUUGGCCAAAAGGGUGGCACUUAAAGCUAAGUUUUUUUUGUUUUGUUUUUAAGAUGGUCAAAUUUGUCAACCACUGCAUCUGGUCAUAGCUGUAAACAACCACUAGAGAGCAGCAUCGGGCUCACCUCUCAGUCCGUCCGCCCCACGCCUCCACACUCCCCCCUUUCAUUUUGAUGACAUGUUUCUGUCCUAGUCUCUCUUUCACUGGCAAGAGUCAGUCCUUCGCCGGUUUGCCGGUUGUGGACGAUCCAGCUGGAGUAGGAGAGCAUCACAACACAACUGGAUGGGAAGAAAGGAGGCGAGGUGCCUGACACAGCUGGUCAGGAGAAUGGGGUGAAGAGGAUUGUCCUCAGCUGACCUCGAGGCAGAUGACCCGGGAUGGACACAGCGUCACCUCCACUUUUGAAGGGCGACGCAACAAAUACGGACCAUCAACAACCAGAACGAGAGCAGCAGGAGUUCCUGAGGUCAUUGGAGAACAUCCUGCUCACCAUUGCGCUGUCCCUCAUAAUCAUCAUGACGGUGUUUGGCAACCUCCUGGUCAUGGUGGCGCUCUGCAAGGACCGACAUUUACGGAAGAAAAAGACCAACUACUUUAUUGUGUCGCUGGCCUUUGCUGACUUGCUGGUGGCGCUGGUCGUGAUGCCCUUUGCGGCCAUUGAGCUGACCACCGGCGUGUGGAAAUACGGCGAGAUUUUCUGUCUUGUGCGGACGUCGCUGGACGUCCUCUUGACCACUGCAUCCAUCUUGCAUCUCUGCUGCAUCGCACUGGACAGGUAUUACGCUAUCUGCUGUCAGCCGCUUGUGUACCGACACAAGAUGACCCCUCUGCGAGUGGCGGUGAUGCUCGGUGGCUGCUGGCUCAUCCCCACAUUCAUUUCCUUCCUCCCUAUCAUGCAAAGCUGGAACGCCAUUGGCAUCGAGGAUAUAAUAGAAGAGAGGCGGAUCUCACCAGGUGUCUCCAACGAGACGAGCUGCGUGUUUCUGGUCAAUCGUCCGUACGCUCUCAUCUGCUCCACGGUGGCCUUCUACGUGCCGCUGGCCCUCAUGGUCCUGGCCUACCAACGCAUCUACGUGACCGCCAUGAGCCACGUGAAGCAGAUCGAGACCCUCCAACGCGCCGGCUCGGCUCCGGCCUUCGGGACGGAGGCCCCCAUCGCCACCGCGAGGUCGUCCACAUGCUCGGAUCAGGCAGACCACGACCACCUCGGGACAGCCGGAGGAGCGCUCUUUCCGGAGCCGGCUCCCGUAGCCAACAGCCGCAUGCGCGUGGAGACAAAGGCGGCAAAGACACUGGCGAUCAUUAUGGGCUGCUUUUGCCUGUGCUGGGCACCGUUCUUCAUCACCAAUGUGGUGGACCCCUUCAUUCACUACUCUGUGCCUUGGCAGUUAUGGACAGCAUGGCUGUGGCUUGGCUACAUCAACUCGGGCCUUAAUCCUUUCCUGUACGCCUUCCUGAACCGAGCUUUUCGGAGGGCCUUUCUUGUGAUUCUUUGUUGCGGGGACGAACGCUUUGUACGGCAGCGGAGCUUCUCCUACGGACCUACCCACAGAGUUUGCUCGCCAACAUCCGUCAAUGGGACGUCGAUGGCAUUGAGAUUGUCCUUCUUGCCAAAUCGAAGCUACUGUGACAACAAAAGAACCAUUCUGGCCAACGAGCAGGAGUCCCAGGACUCCCUUGGACCUCUAUGAGGAAGACACUUCUCCAAUUGGAGGCAUGCCCAGGUGCCAAGUGUCCUCUGCGACGUCAAUUGCUAUCAACUCAUCUAACCUUACUACACUGGUCCUUGAUGUCAUCUUACCUGGAUAUUUAAUGAGUUCACGUACGCUGGUUUACAUUCUAAACUGUUCUUAAACCAAUAUCUGGAUGAUGGGGUGCAAAGACUGUAAGGUGCUUCAUUGUUUUUUUUUAUUUUUUUCAGAGUUAAGAGCCAAAUGUGGGUCCAAUUGUGUGAAAGCUCAGCUUUAAUUAUUCUUUAUUCACCAUCCUUUGAUAAACAAAGCUCUUCGUUAGAAGUAUGGAAGCAUUUCCCCUUUUUUGCCGUCUCACUUGGGUAAAAAAAACAACCCCCCCCAUCAAAACAUACAACAUGAAUUGGCCUGGAUUCAUUCCUGUAAGAGUACAAACAUGUUGCACUUUUACUGAAUCCAGUAAAUCAGUUCGGUAUUCGACGAGAGGUAAUUUUCCAGUGUUUUUUAUCAAUAUGUUGUUGUGAAGGUAUUUAUGAUGAGGUCGCGUUUAUUUUUUUGUUCUUCAGGAAAAGUCACCACCAGCAAUAGGAAAUACAUUGCAUUCUGCAUAAUAAAUGUAUUUAACAUACUAAAGAGACAUUUCCAUGCACACGAGCAAACAAAGUAGUUUGGAUAUGGUUUUUUUUUUCUUGGCUAUGCAUGAUAAUCAAAAUAAAAUUUGCAAUUUUUGUUGCAAUUACAUUUUGACUACAUGCUAAGAAGAAAACGUUUUCACCAAAUAUGACAAAAUGAAACAUUCUACAGUAUAUCGACAGAAUUCACUGUACAGUAUUACCAACACAGACUUUCCUCAACGUUGCUGAUAUAAUAGAAGACAUCCUGUCACUUGCCAUUUAAGACGCGCAAUGUCGUAUUUUGACCACAAGAGGGCAGAUAGCCCAUUCAAGGCAAAAAAAGAAAAGGCAAACCUGCACAAUCUAUGGAGAUCUUUGCAAAUGUAAAACAAAAACCAAAACGUUUUUUUUAAUGUAAUGCCUUUACAACGAUGACGAUGUCAUUGAGGUAUUAAUGUAAAAAUAUUUUUAAUAUUGAGGUUGUCGUUCAAACUACAUCAUAAUGAAAGCUGUUUCUCUAAUAAUAUACCCCCGCCCCCUCUUGUGUAGCUAAAUGUGAGUAUGGGAUAAAAACCUUUAGAUAUAUAUUUAUUUCCAUGUUUUGUUGUUUAUUUGUAUUUUUGCUGCAUAUGUAAAACGACUCCCACGGGUUUUAGCCAGCUUUGAGGUGGAGUGAGGAAAAGUGUUGACGUCCAUCGUGAUAGUGGGCCGGCCUUAUCACUUUUGUUUACAUGUUCUUUUACAUGUUUGUGCAGAAUGUGCAAAUGUUAUUGUUAUAAUUCAAGCGUAUGGAGGCCAUUUUGUCAUCUUUCGUAGGACAUCCUUUUAAGAUUGCUUUUACUUGACCACGUUCUGUUUUGAUUUCUCGCGGUGACUCUGCAAAUGUUCAUCUUCCUCUCUUCUUAUGUCUUGUCUCAUUGUACCUUUCCCUGUAUGAAAGAAACAAGAACGAAACUGCAGACAAAUGUCUUUCUGCAUUUUUGAACAUUGUGUCAUUUUUUCCUACGUUUUUUUUUGUAGUGGAGGUUGAAAUAAAUGGACAAUUUCUAGAA